Sitodiplosis mosellana (orange wheat blossom midge) is the source of this 4774-nucleotide messenger RNA. RefSeq names its product thioester-containing protein 1 allele S3-like. Bases 35 to 4441 code for a protein of 1468 amino acids. Gene Ontology annotation, cellular component: extracellular region. NCBI's taxonomy places the organism in Eukaryota, Metazoa, Arthropoda, Insecta, Diptera, Cecidomyiidae. The transcript has 14 exons. Gene Ontology annotation, molecular function: endopeptidase inhibitor activity. The record is from RefSeq and is a predicted model, not a curated record.
GACAACGAACCAGCAUUUGAUCUGUGAGUUGGUUAUGCUACAACUCAUCGAUAGUUCAGACACUCUUAGUCGCACCAAGAACCUGAAGAAGUGUAAUAUUUUCUUUGGUUUGGUUUUAUAUCUCUCUCUUGCUAUUUCUCGUUUGUCGUUCAUUACACUUUCAUCGAGACGUUCAGUCAUUGUUGAAAUGUUGCGCAAGUUGCUCUUUAUUUUGUGUGUGCUGCUUCCACUGUUUGGAAUUAGUCACUGUGAUAAUGGUUUCUAUACAAUUGUGGCAUCGGAGAAUAUUCGUCCAAAUUCUGACUAUCGGGUAUCUGUAUCUAUCCAUAAUCAAACCGAACCGGUAACCAUAAAACUGAGCAUUGAAGAUGACGACGAUACAAUAAUUACGAAAGAUGUAACACUUUUGUCUGAUGAAACCAAAUUGGUUGUACUGCCGGUGGACGAUUUGAUCGUAAAUAAUAACUUUAAAUUUACGGCCGAAGGCAUUUCUGGGAUCAUUUUCAAGAAUUUAACAUUGUUGAAUGUUGAAUCGAAAAACUGUUCAAUUUUCAUUCAAACUGAUAAGGCCAUUUACAAGCCGGGCGAGUCGAUAAAAUUUCGGAUCUUAGUUCUUGACUUCAAUCUAAAGCCGGUUGGUUUAGAAGAUGCCCAUUUAAAAGUGUUCAUAACGGAUGCCGAAAAGAAUCGUAUAAAGCAAUGGAAAGAGAGCCAAUUAAAUACGGGUGUUUUUUCAGCUGAAUUGCCACUCUCAAGUCAGCCGGUGCUUGGGGAUUGGACAAUUACGGCUGAAAUCGGUGAAGAGGUGAAAAGUAAAACACUUCAAGUCGAAGAGUAUGUGUUGCCGAAAUUUGAUGUUAAAAUCGAUUCAUUGGAGCACUUUAAUGUUAAAGAUGGCAAAGUACGUGCAAUAAUUCGAUCGAAAUAUACGUAUGGCAAAUUGGUGAAGGGUCGUGCAACCGUAACGGUAAAGCCAACCAGUUAUCUUGCAUGGUCGACGCGCCGCGAAACAGACACAGUCGCUAAAACCAUUCCCAUUGAUGGCAAGGGCACCAUUGAAUUCGAUAUUACCGAUGAUUUACACAUUCAACCUGAUGAAUUUAAACGGAGCACAACAUACGCUCUGUCAGUUGUCGUUGUCGAAGAAUUGACAGGUCGUAAUCAAAGUGCAUCGAAGGAUAUAACGAUUCAUCAGUUGCGGUAUAAAAUCAAAGCGGUAGAUCUCGAUCCACAAUUCCAAUGUGGCAUACCCGUCAAAGUGUUGGUGGCUGUCACGUAUCAAGACGAUAAACCCGUUCGAGUGAACGAUGCCAACAAGGAAAUUGUUAUUUCGAAAAUACCAAAUAAUAAAAACCUAAGCGAAACGUACACCAAGCACGAAUUAGCUAGCAAUGGAACAAUGCUGCUGAGCAUGCCGACAUCAAAAAAAGACGAAAGCGGUUUCAUAUUGAAGGCAAAGUACAUGGACGAAGAAGCUGAGAUUGGAUACCUGUUUCCGACCAGCAAUGUUGAACCAACAAAUUUGGAGAUUAAAGUAUUAACAAAGAAGCCGACUUUAAACCAAGAAAUAUUCGUUGAGAUACAGUCAAUCGACAUUCUCGAACGUUUCACGUACCAAGUUAUCAGCCAGGGUAGACUUAUUUACUCCGACAGUUUGGAUGUGCCGCAACGAAAUUAUCACGUCUUUCACUUUUUGGCGACAUUUGAUUUGUUGCCGACGGCACAUCUUAUUGUCUACUACUUUAAAAAUGACGACAUCAUUUCCACCAAGAUGGACAUUGACAUCCGCGAAAAUCUGAACAAUUUCAUCAAGCUAAAAUUGUCGGAGUCAAGCAUUCAGCCGGGUGAAAGUGUGAAUAUUGGCAUUACAACUAAACCUAAAUCAUAUGUUGGGCUACUCGGCGUUGAUCAAAGUGUUUUGUUGUUGAAGAAAAAUAACGAUUUAACGACCGAUGAUGCCUGGAACGAACGCGAAUUGUAUCAAUAUCAAUUCCAUGAGCGGAAUGCCAAAUCCAGCCUUGGCCAUUCACCGUACUUUUAUAACAAAUACUGGGGUGAUUUUCAGUCAACUCGUAUGAUUCUAUUUACAAAUGCAAAACAAGAUGUUUAUCCGAUAAUACGUGAAUAUGACAAGCCGGUUCUGUUCAACAAAGCCGGUGUUGUGUCUCAUACGGAAGCCCUAAGUUUUUCUGUUUAUGCAGACCAACCCGGCAAGAUUCAAAGACAUCCAUCACAACCUCCUGUCGCUGCCCCGUCACAUGUUCCAAAAGUUCGAAAAGAUUUUCCCGAAACAUGGCUUUGGCAAACAAUUAACAUCGAUGAUUUGAAUGGAACAUUUACAUUGCAACAAAAUGUGCCCGACACCAUCACGUCUUGGGUAAUCAGUGCUUUUUCCGUUAAUCCGAUGGCUGGUCUUGGGUUGACAAAAACGCCGCGUCGUUUGGAAGUAUUUCAACCGUUUUUUGUGUCAUUAAAUUUGCCAUAUUCCAUCAAGAGAGGUGAAAUAUUAACAAUUCCUGUUGCAAUAUUCAAUUAUAUGGAAGACAUUGAUGCCGAUACGGAUAUUACAAUUCACAACAGCGAUGGAGAAUUCUACUUCAUUGAGGACAAUAACAUUGUGUCAUCGGAAUUGGAGCGCACAACAAAGCUUUCGAUUGUAGCAAAUCAUGGAGCAAGUACAUCGUUUAAGAUUCGGCCAAAAAAAAUUGGUGCGAUUGCAAUAAAAGUCACAGCAACAUCACCGCUUGCGGGCGAUAGUAUCGUACAGAUUUUGCAUGUUGAACCGGAAGGAAUACCGAAAUUCAAGAACACAGCACUCUUUGUCGAUUUAAAUGAAGCCUCAUCGCUCGAAUCAAUGCUAACUGUUAACGUUCCCGAUGACAUAAUCAUGGACUCGUUAAAAAUCGAUGUAAAUUGCGUGGGUGAUUUGUUGGGUGGAACGAUAAAAAAUCUCAACAAAUUGAUUCGCUUGCCAUCCGGUUGCGGUGAACAGAAUAUGUUGAAUUUUGUACCGAACAUUGUUAUUUUGAAGUAUUUGAAAGCCGUCGGUCAGUUGAAGCCAGACAUCGAACGAAAGGCAAAAAUGUACACCGAAAAAGGUUAUCAGCGGGAGCUCACUUAUCGACACAACGAUGGUUCGUUCAGUGCAUUUGGGAAAUCGGAUAAAAGCGGCAGCACUUGGCUCACAGCGUUCGUGGCGAAGUCCUUCAGACAGGCGGCCACAUUCAUUGAUGUCGACGAAAGUAUCAUUGACGACGCACUGAAAUGGUUGAGCAAAAAACAAAACAGCGACGGAAGCUUCACAGAGAUUGGCACUGUGUCACACAAAGCCAUGCAAGGUGGAUCCGGCAAAGGCGUCGCCCUUACCGCAUACGUUUUGACGGCAUUUUUGGAGAGCAGAGACGUUGAAACGACUUACGAUCAAACUAUAGAUAAAGCCAUUGAAUAUGUGAUAAAAUCACUCGAGGCACAGCACGAUAUAUACGCCCUGGCUGUGGCUGCAUAUGCAAUGCAAUUGGCAGAACAUCCAGACAAGGACAAUAUUUUGGAUCAACUACUGAGAAAAGCCGCCACCAAAGAUGAUUCGAAAUGGUGGACUAUAGUUGUGGCGCCCAAAAAUAACAUAAAUAAAUCAUCGAAAACGUUAAACAUUGAAAUUACUUCGUACGGUUUGCUGUCAAUACUUGAGAAUGGUCGAUUUGCCGAUGGAUUUCCAUAUUUCAAAUGGUUGCUCAAUCAACGGAACAAUAAAGGCGGAUUUGUUAGUACACAAGAUACAGUGAUGGGCUUACAAGCAUUGGCAAAGUUUGCUGAACGAAUCUCCAUCAAAGAUAAUAACAUACAAAUUAUGGUGAAAACGGAUAAUUUGCUCAACGAUACCACCCAUCAUUUUAGCGUUAAUCCAGAAAAUACCUUGAUUUAUCAAACGUACGAAUUACCAUCCACCGUUCGUGCAAUCAAUAUAACAGCGAAUGGUCAUGGUUUUGCUUUAUUUCAAUUGUCCUAUAAUUAUCACACAAAUAAAACCGACAUGGAUCCAUCGUUCAAGCUAAAAACCAAUAUUCUAAACAACACGAAUGAAGCAUUCCUCAAGCUACAAGUUUGCGUCACAUAUGAACCGAUCAAAAGCAAAGAGAGUCGAACAAAUAUGGUUAUCUUGGAAGUGACAUUGCCGAGUGGGUACGUUGCUGAAUCUGAUACGUUGAUCAAUGUGUCCAAUUCGUAUAAUGUGAAAAAAGUUGAAACGAAAAAUGCUGACACCAUUUUCGUUGUUUACUUCGAUAAUUUUGAGACAAACAAGGAGAUUUGCCCUGUAUUUGACGCAUUCAGAGCACACAAAGUGGCGAAACAAAAGCCAGUGUCCAUCGCUAUUUAUGAUUACUAUGACAGUCGCGACCGUGCAAAUGCAUUUUAUACUGUACCAGAAUACAAUAACGUUUAAUAAUUUCAACAAAUCAACAUCGAAAACAACUGAGUCAGAAAUUCUGAGAAAAAUCUAAUAAUGAAUGCUAUCUUGUUUAUGUACUAAUCAAAUUGUUGUUGUCAAUAUAUUUCAAUAACACAAAUAAAGCAAAGCGAGAAAAAUGAAUAAGAGAGAGAGAGAGAGAAAAAAUCCAUAAUUUGUUCGCUUAUGAUAAAUCACCGGGAUUCCCGAUUAGAGAGCAGGUCAUUUAAAUUAAAUUAGCAUGAACGCCGACAGACAUGAGAAAGAGAGAUGGGAAAAAAAUGCUAAUUCACUACAAAUACACACAAAGAUUUAAUCUUUCGGCCGGUG